This is a messenger RNA of Mizuhopecten yessoensis (Yesso scallop), 4322 nucleotides long. Its product is annotated as protein FAM92A-like. The coding region runs from base 91 to 1131 and encodes 346 amino acids. The transcript has 7 exons. The record is from RefSeq and is a predicted model, not a curated record. Gene Ontology annotation, cellular component: ciliary basal body; ciliary transition zone. Gene Ontology annotation, biological process: cilium assembly. Lineage: Eukaryota; Metazoa; Mollusca; Bivalvia; Pectinida; Pectinidae.
UCCUGUUUAGAAGAUAGUAAUUUCACACGAAGGAAUUUUGAAGUUGAUUGUAAUGUUUCAAAACCACAGUUAUUGAAGGAUUAAGUGAUAAUGAGUCGAACAGGUGCCGAAAUGAGGGCAAGUGAAACUCAGUCUAAAUUUAUACAGGAUCGAGUGUCCCUGGUGGAGAAGCAUUUUGGACAGCUAUGCGACACCAUGUCUUCUAUAACAAGGAAAACAGCAAAACUGAGAGAUAAAGGAGACCAGUUGGCUAAGGAUGUAACAACCUACUCGGAGGCAAAUUCUCAUAACCCAUCUACGCUGAGAUGUCUCACAGAGUUUGCAUCAAACUUAUCAGCCAUACAGGAUUAUAGACAGGCAGAAGUUACAAGACUUGACGCCAAAGUUGUACAACCUUUAAGUAACUAUGGAAUUAAGUGCAAACAAGCAAAAAACGACCUCAAGUCAGCAUUUAAUGCUCAGGACAAAGAAACAAAACAGAAAAGGAGGCUAGACAUGCUGCGACAGAAGAAUCCGGGGAACCAAUCUCAGAUCUCGCAGGCCGAGACCGAGCUACAGAAGGCUAGUGUAGAGGCUUCACGAACAUCAAAAAACCUUCAUCAACAGGUUGACAAGUUUGAGCUAGAAAAGCUUAAAGAUGUGAAGAAAAUGUUGUGUGACUUUGUGAACAUCGAAAUGAUGUUCCAUGCCAAGGCACUGGAGAUGUACACACAAUGCUUCCAGAACCUCACCUCUGUUGAUGUGGAGGAGGACAUAGAGGAAUUUCGCUCCAAGCUCACCCCACCUAACUCUGCAGCCAGGAUGAAUAUGGUCAGAUCCUCCUCCUAUUCCUCUCUCAACUCCAACACAAACUCCAAACAGUCAACACCCUCCAAGAUGAACCGACAGCAGUCAGCCCCUACAAGUUCUCAAUCCACGCCCACCAAACCCCCCGCAGGAACACAGUCUCGAACACGAAUACCGGUAAUGGAUCUCGACGAUGAUGACGACGACGACGACGACGAUGAUGAUGAUGAUGAUGAUGACGAAUACGAAACUGACGAUGAAGAUGACGUAACAGAAUCAGAAUUAUCAACAGCAAGAUCACAACAAAAGCAACAAGCACAGCCGCGACGAGUGUUGCCGCGGUAGGACAUUUUGGACAUUAUUGUGACUUUUAGUCUGCAUAUCUGUGAUAUGCUAUAUCCGUCCAUGCCAAGAGGAGGUCAAACCUGGGUCGCUGCAAGAUCGAGGCCUCCAGUAUAUUUACACUGUUGAGAACUAGGGAUAUCACCAAACUGUAAGGAGAAGCCCAUGAAAUGAUGAAGGCCAGUAAAUAGUCCCAGUAUUUUGGUCUUUUUCUGCCAUAUUGUGAUUAGACUUCCAAGAUUUGUGCUAAUUUGUAAGAGAUUUCCUAUGAUUAGUCUUUCGCAUUUAAGCUUAUAUACAAUAAAGGCUGGCUAGAACGUUUAAUGGUAGUGUUCCCUACAUACGGAGCUGUACGUCCUCCGCCACUUCUCUGUGUAGUCAUGUACUUUACCUCAGACUUUCCUAUCAGAUACAGCAUUCUCGGUCUAGUAUUUAAAGUGUUGUGCCAUAUGAUCUCUUUAGCCUGUUAUCAGCAAACAUGUACUGUAUUAGGUAUUAAUGUACAUAACCAAGGGAACUUGUUAUCCUUGAUAUCAAUGUAAUUAACCCCAGUAGGAUUGUUUGUAUUCCCUUAUACCAUCGACCUUUGUUAGAGAUUGUCAGGCUGUGCAGUUGCACUGUUACAGUGUAUCUAAUUUUAGUUUAAUAUUACUAAUCUGUCUGAUCUGGCUUACCUGCAGCUAUAAAGAGAUUUUACAGUACUUGGUGAACUAUCUCUUUGUUUAACAUUUAUAGAAUUACUCGAGUGUUUAUAACAUGUUUGUAUCUACACAAUGUUCACACUUAGCAAUGAGUGAAGAAUUUUGUCGAGGUGUUUAAGAAGCAAAAUAUUUCCAUUCUUCCUGGACACUUUUUAGGCCAACUUAUACACAUUUCCAUGCUUCAACUUUACAGAAAAAAAUAUUUGAUAAACCUCUGUGGGCAAAAAAGUAUUGCUGGAUAAUUUCUGUGUAACGAAUAAGCUUUCUUGUAAAUUUGGUUUAGCUUAACAUAUAUUUAAAUGUUAAAUGUAUGCCAGUAUGUGCCCUUGAAUAAGUAUAAAACAUGUACCCUUUCUAUGUAAUUUAAUCCGAGGGUACAUCAAUUUAUAGUUUACAGGUUUGUUACUGUCUAAUCUUGUUGACAAUUUAUACAUGUACUGUAUAACAUGAAAUAUUUGUGGGUAUUUUGCUUUCGUGGCUUGAAGCCAUUUUGAUCGUUUCGUGGUACAAUCGUUCGUGGAUUCCCCAUAUAAACAAAAAGUAGUAAAGUAUAUCAAGUAAAUUUCUUCUAUUUAUUUUCGUGGUUUUCCUUAGCCUCCACGAAUGUUUAUAUACGACAAACAUUACAUGUUAUACAGUAUGUAUGUGCACAUCUACAUUUAGUCAAGAAAUUUAGUAGCACUUUGAAGUGUAAAGAAUAGCAUUGUGAUAUGAUUUGGUGUGUGAAAAAGGUGAUGGAUAUGUAAUUAGGUAGAAUGUACUAGAUUGUCAUGUUGUACAUCUCUAAUGUUAUACAGCUUUGAUACCUUCCAGAACACCAAUAUGCAACAAAUGGAUUUCAAGGUCAAUGUUGCUGGUACAACAUGAAGUAACCAGAUUCCCACGGAUUUGUACAAACUCAUUGAAUUGGCUAGACGCUAAUGGAUUCAAUGUUUCCAUUAUGAAGCAUGGUUUGCAUCUGUCUGUCCAGUUUGAUUUAUUUUGAUAUAUGGUUCUUCCCCAAUCUGAUUAAAAUCAUAUCCUUCGUUCUCUACACAUCACGUGAUACGUAGAAAAUGUAGGAUAUGAUUUUAAUCAGAUUGGGGAGGAACCAUUCUUUAAAGUUUGUGUAUUAAAAACAACACUCAUCAUAACUGUAGAACUAAGUUUACAGCAUAAACACAGCGAAAAGUGUUCAUUAAAUUAUACUGCUUGUAUUUGAAUGUUCAUUGUUUUCCAAAAGCACAGCGGCACAGAUUUUGCAGAAGUACUCUUGUAAACUGUAAAGUGAUGGGUUAUUGAUAUUUUACUAGCACAAUUGUCAUCCACUUUAAAACACUGAAGACCAGUUAUGAGUCGUAGCAUAUUUUAUUUACAUUACAAUUUCUAUGAAUUUACUGUUUUUUAGCCAAACAGUAUCAUAAAACACACUAAAUGUAAGAAAAAACAAAAAAUCUCAAGAAAUUUGAUGUUUGCCUUACAUUAUUUCUAAGUAUAUACAGUUAAUUGAAUCCAUCAAUCCCGUGUGAUGUAGUAAGGAAUCUUAACCUGAAGUAAGAUUUUGGAGGCUUUGUUGAGUGCUGAAUGCCAAAAAUCAUAUCCCAAGGUAGACAUUUCUCGGUCUGCAUCACACUGGAAUAAUAGAUAUUUUCUCCUACAAUAUCUUACUGUAAACAAAACAAAAAUUGUUUUAAAUUGUGAAACCAAUGCACCAAGUGACAUCAUCACUGGUUAAAAAAAAUAAGUAAAACUACAAUAACAUGAUUCUAUUGUGACAUGGUUACACUACAUAAAGUGGUGAUGUACGUCUAUGCUGAAGUGGUAAUGUCUUCAGAGGCACGUUUGAACUGUCUUUCCUAGGUAAAAUGUAGGUAAAGACGGUCUUAUAUCUUUCCUACAAAAAUAGGAACACAUGUACAACCGUAAAGUGUGGUAAAAAACAUGAAUACAAUGUACUACACUCAGAUAUCUUUGUUAUUAUAAGUCACAAUCAGAUGUAUUAACAAUGUUUAGGUAAGAGAUGUCAGGAAGAGUGUCAAUAACUAAGUAUGGGGGAUACAGACAUUCUACUCUCUGGUGUAGAAUUUGCUGUCAGGACCAAGAAGCCUGGGAUCUGACCCCGUAUUCUACAUUCGAGGGUAGCAUGUCUAUAUCCCCAAUACUUACAUAGGAGACUCUUUGUUAAUAUACAGGAGAAUUGUCUGUAAGCUUGUUCUAGUACCUGUGUUUUUACUAUACACACUUAUAUUAGUGUUUAUUAUUUAUCGACUUCAUACAUCGACAUUAAAUAUGAUAAGAUGCACUGAUUGAUUAUGACACUAUCAAUGACUGUUUGAUCUAGAUAAUGUAUUAUGUGUACUUGGAUGCAUGCUAGCUAGUUCACUUCUGUAUGAUUUCAGUAUUUAUAUGAAUGAAUGAUUCACUGUUAAUUGUAGAUAAUCGUUAUUACUAUGUUACAUGUACGCAUGGUUUGAUAUUAUAACUAAUACAUAAAUACAUUAUUGACUCUUCAAA